This is a messenger RNA of Rhodotorula graminis WP1, 2435 nucleotides long. RefSeq lists its product as uncharacterized. Bases 1 to 1785 code for a protein of 594 amino acids. NCBI's taxonomy places the organism in Eukaryota, Fungi, Basidiomycota, Microbotryomycetes, Sporidiobolales, Sporidiobolaceae. The record is from RefSeq and is a predicted model, not a curated record. The transcript is spliced from 10 exons.
AUGCCUGCCCAGUCGAACAAGCCCACCGAGCGGCUGCACCAAGUGUCGCAGCACCUGCAGCCGUCUCCCCCACCUCGCCCUUCAACUCGUCCUCCCGCCGCCUUUCGCUGGCGUCCUGCCCUCCCCGCCGACCUACCCGUCUGGCACACGCCCCUGAACCCGAUCACGUUCCUCCUCAAGGCCGCCCUCAUCCGCCCCGACCACCCUGCGCUCGUCCACCCGGGUCGAGCCGGCGGCGGCGUCUCGUGGACUUACUCGGCGUGGGCAGAGCGAGUCGCCCAGCUCGCCUACGCCCUACGUGCACGCGGUCUCGAGGAGGGCGACCGCGUCUUUGUCCUCGGCCCCAACGUCCCGUUCGUCUCCGACGCGCUCCAAGCCGUCCCCGCCGCCAAGAUGGUCCUCGUCGUCGUCAACACUCGCCUGUCGGCGCCCGAGAUCGAGUUCCUCGUCCAGGACAGCGGCACCAAGCUCAUCCUCGUCGACGAAUCGCUCGUCCACCUCUUGCCCGAGGACGUCGUCGCCGGCGGCGGCAAGGUGCAGGUCGUGCGGUGCGUCGACACGGGCAAGGCCGACGACCCGUACGAGCAGUUCCUGCGCGAGGGCGCCGCGUACGACCAGAAGCUCGGCGGCAAAGAGUGGGCCGGGCUCGAGUUUCACCGCGACGAGGAGUCGACCAUCGCCAUCACCUACACGAGCGGCACUACCUCUCGGCCCAAAGGCGUCGAGCUCACCGCCCGAGGCUGCUACCUCGCCGCCAUCGCCAACGCCGUCGAGUCGCGCCUCACCGACAAUUCUAUCUACCUCUGGACAUUGCCGAAAUUCCACGUCCUGGGCUGGUGCUUCCCCUGGAGCACGACGAUGGCGAUGUGCACGCAAGUGUGCCUGCGCGCGAUGGACUACUCGGUCAUCUGGGACGCGUUCCUCAACGACGGCAUCACACACUACAACGCCGCGCCGACCGUCCAGAUCGCCAUUGUCGGUCACCCGAAGGCGCGCAAGCUCGAUAGGCCCCUGUUGGCCACGAUUGCCGGCGCCGCACCGACGGCGACCCUCAUCCAGCAGCUCGAGAAGCUCGGCAUCACGGUCGUGCACGUGUACGGCACGUCAGAGGUGUACGGCCCGAUGACGAGAACUUACUACGUCGACCGGGCCUCGCCGCACUACUAUCGCGACAUGGCCAAGCAGGGCCACGCAUUCCUCACCGCCGACGACAUCCGGAUCGUGCGUCUCACGCCCGAGGGCGAGCCGCCGACGACCGACCUCACCGAGACGGCGCCCGACGGCCAGGAGGUCGGCGAGAUCGUUCUUCGCGGGAAUCUCGCCAUGAAGCGGUAUUUCAAGAACGAGGAGGCGACCAAGAAGGCGUUCGCCGGCGGCCACUACCAUACUGGCGACCUCGGCAUACGUUACCCGGACGGCACGUUCGCCAUCGUCGACCGCGCAAAGGACUUUAUCAUCUCGGGCGGCGAGAACAUCUCGUCGCUGGCGGUCGAGAGCGCGGUCGCUGCGCACGAUGACGUGUUCGAGUGCGCCGUCGUCGGCAGGGCGCAUGAGAAGUGGGGCGAGCGACCUCACGCCGUCGUCGUCCUCAAACCCGGCUCAAAGUGGCACGGCAAGCAUGCCGAGUUCGAGGCGGACCUCAAGGGCGCCCUGCGCGGCAAGAUCAGCGCGUUCGCCAUCCCCGAGUGGGUCGAGGUCGUCAAGCCCGAGGAGCUGCCCAAGACGUCGACCGGGAAGAUCCAGAAGGUCGCUCUGCGCGACCGCGUCAAGAAGCUCUCGCAAUGAUCUAGCUCUCCUCAUUCUGCUUUCGAGAUCGACCAACAAGUAGUGCACUGUAUCUGUCUAUAGCUACUGCAACGACGAGCCGUCUCCCUCAUUGUCCGGGCGCCUUCUCGUGCUUGACGAGGUCCGUGCGGCCCUCGAAGACGUCGUGCGCCGGCGCAAGAUGGCGCUGCGAGUGCGCGACCUUCUCGACCUUCUCGAGCACGCGCAAGACGUUCUCGCUCGUGAGGCCCUUGAUCUCCUUGUCGCUCCAGCCGCGCUUGAUGAGCUCGGCGACGAGGUUCGGGUACUUGCUCGUGUCCUCGAGCCCCUCGGGAACCGCCUCGAUGCCGUCAAAGUCACUCCCGAUGCCGACGUGCUCCCUGCCGGCGAGCUUGCCGAUGUAGUCGGCGUGGUCGGCCAUCGCCUCGACGUCGGCGCGCCGGCCCUUGCCGUCGGGGAACUCGCUGACGAACGACGGCGAGAAGUUGAGCAUGACGAUGGCGUCGCCCGACGGCACCUCCUUGUCGACCUCGCCCGAGUCGGCGCCCCAGCCUCGCCCUCGCUCGCCGUCCAUGGACAAGUUGAACUUUCCUCGACGUGCCGGGUCGAUCGAGCCGAUGCGCCGCAGGACGGCGUCGGGCACGUUGCGCACCACGUCGUGCACGCCUCGC